AUGGCCGGCGGCAAGGGAAAAUCCAUCGGUGGCAAAGGUGCCCCUGGCAAGGACGCUGCGGGGAAGGCCCAAAAGUCUCACAGCGCAAAGGCUGGCUUGCAGUUUCCAUGCGGUCGUGUCAAGCGUUUCUUGAAGAACAACACGCAAAACAAGAUGCGCGUUGGUGCUAAAGCUGCUGUCUACGUCACUGCUGUCCUCGAAUACCUGACCGCCGAAGUUCUCGAAUUGGCCGGCAACGCGGCCAAGGAUCUCAAGGUUAAGCGUAUCACGCCGCGUCACUUGCAACUCGCCAUCCGUGGUGAUGAAGAACUGGACACUCUGAUCCGCGCAACCAUCGCCUACGGAGGUGUGCUGCCCCGUAUCAACCGUGCACUACUUCUCAAGGUCGAACAGAAGAAGAAGAACAAGCCCGAGGUUUAA
Messenger RNA from Talaromyces rugulosus, 420 nucleotides. RefSeq lists its product as uncharacterized. Gene Ontology annotation, molecular function: structural constituent of chromatin; DNA binding; protein heterodimerization activity. The transcript is spliced from 3 exons. Gene Ontology annotation, cellular component: nucleosome. Lineage: Eukaryota; Fungi; Ascomycota; Eurotiomycetes; Eurotiales; Trichocomaceae. The record is from RefSeq and is a predicted model, not a curated record. Bases 1 to 420 code for a protein of 139 amino acids.